GAACGAGAGUACAAUUGUUGUUCGCGGCGGUCGCUAGAGGUCAUUACUGUAGUAGUCAUCAACCAAAAUGGCGUUAGACGAUCCUACUGCUAGUCUCCAGAACUAUCAAGUUCAACUUCAGCAGGUGGAAGCUGCACUCACAAAUGACCCAGAUGACAAGGAUUUGUUGAAACUAAAGGAGGACCUGCUUGAAGUUAUAAGCCUGACAUUGAAUUUGAUCAGCACAAGCUCAGAGGAACAGACAGAAAAACAAGGAUCUGGCGAGAGUUCGAAGCGCCCAGGUGGAGAAGCAUCAGGGUCCAAGGACGACGCAGUUGGCUGGUUUCCCGGGGACAAGUGCCUAGCUUUGUGGAAAGAUGGACAGUACUACGAUGCCACCAUCGAUGACAUCAUCGGUGAAGGACAAGCAACAGUGACUUUCACAGCUUACGGGAACACAAUCAUUCAGAAGCUCUCUCAGCUGAAAGCCCACAAAAACAAGCGGUCUAUGAACAAUGUCAUCGAAGGAGGACCAAAAACCAAAAAGCAGCUGUUGCUUGCCGAGAGGGAAUACAAAAAGAAGAAGGCCCAGAAGAAGGCUGUGCGCCUAAAGCAGAUCGAGGAAGAUCGAGAAAAAGAGAAGAACAAGUGGCAAGAGUUCAACUCAAAGGCCUUCAACAAGAACAAGAAAGGCCAGGUGAAAAAGAGCAUCUUUGCCUCGCCAGACAACGUCAACGGCCGAGUCGGCGUGGGCACGUGCGGCAUCGGAGGCCGGCCCAUGACAGAGUUCCACCACCAGGAAAAGUGGCGCAAGCAAGCAGGAGCGUCGGGGAGCCAGGGUGGCACACCCAUGCCCACACCCGUGGGUGCCUCCGGGAUGAUGUCCCUGCCCACGUUUACCAUGCCAUCUGGAAUGCCCUCACCCGCUCCUCCUUCCAUCUUCUGAGCCGUCGGACCUUCCACCUUAGUCCGUCUCUUCUCGUUCCACUCCUAGCUGUGUGGAACUCAUACGUGUUCAUUCACCUUGCCUUCCACAUUGGGAAGCAAGGUGAGAGAAAAAGAGGGGACUCUGCAGUCCCUCUUAACAGUGCGUUCGUGCGCUGCCGUGUCGUUACCAGUCGCAGCCCACAAGUUGCUUUAUGUUGUGCACCAACCUGUGUAAAUAUUGUGUCCUCGAACCAACCAGUAAAAGAAACUUGUGACAUCCUUU
Molecule: messenger RNA, 1189 nt
Organism: Rhipicephalus sanguineus (brown dog tick)
Lineage: Eukaryota; Metazoa; Arthropoda; Arachnida; Ixodida; Ixodidae
Gene: Spf30
Product: survival of motor neuron-related-splicing factor 30
Exons: 7
Coding region: 68-925 (285 amino acids)
Biological process (GO): mRNA processing; regulation of alternative mRNA splicing, via spliceosome
Cellular component (GO): cytoplasm; nucleus; precatalytic spliceosome
Molecular function (GO): RNA binding
Source: RefSeq, a predicted model, not a curated record